AUGGUCAAAAUACCGCCCUUCGAUGUCGAGCAAUGGAUGGACAAAUACGAGACCACCCCGGGUGUUCUCAACGUAGCCGAGACGUGCUGCUCGUCCAUCUCCAUCGACCAACUCGUGCAGUUUAACAGGCACACGGAUGCACCUCCACCCCUGGACCUGUCUACAAGGCUUGGCUACGGUGCCAUUAGAGGAUCAGAUAAGUUGCGCCAAAACAUAGCCAGCCUGUAUGAAGGCGAUGGGGGUUCAACUUCACUGGACGUGGAGUCCGUCAUUGUGACUCCAGGUGCUAUCUCGGCAAACUACUUGGUGUUCUACAGUCUGGUUGGACCGGGCGAUCACGUCAUAUGCGUGUUUCCUACUUAUCAGCAGCUGUAUGCUGUGCCUGGGAGUUUGGGUGCGGAAAUUUCGUUAUGGAAACUCCAGGCAGAUAAUGGAUACGCGCCUGAUGUGAACGCACUCGAGGGAAUGAUAAAGAGUAAUACGAAGAUGAUCGUUAUCAACAACCCCAACAAUCCAACAGGUGCCACCAUCCACAAAGACAUCCUCACCAAAACCGUGGACAUUGCCCGAAAGCAUAACAUCAUCCUCUUCUCCGACGAAGUCUAUAGACCCCUAUUCCACAACCUCCCACCUGCUCAAGUCCCCCCAUCCAUCCUCUCCCUGGGAUACGACAAAAGCAUCGUAACUUCCUCCAUGUCUAAGGCCUGGGCCCUAGCCGGCGUCCGCCUAGGCUGGAUCGCGUCCCGCGACCCUUCCAUCAUCGAGCAAGUCGCUGUGGCGCGGGAUUACACCACGAUCAGCGUCUCGCAGCUCGACGACCAAGUCUCCCGUUACGCGCUCAGCGCGGACGUGCGACCACAGCUUAUAGCGCGGAACCUGGCGCUCGCGAGGACGAACUUGGCUUUGUUGGAAGAAUUUGUGAGGGAGCAUCCGGGCACGGUGGAGUGGGUCAAGCCGACGGCGGGGACGACGGCUUUUGUGCGGUUUCUCGGGAAGCGUGGGAGUCCGGUGGAUGAUGUGGCGUUUUGUAUGGAUGUGUUGGAGAGGACUAAGGUUAUGUUCUUGCCGGGCUCGAAGUGCUUUGGCCACGGGAAGGGGUUUGAGGGGUUUGUGAGGAUUGGGUAUGUGAAUGAGACGGAGGUGGUUAGGGAGGCGUUGGGGAGGUUGAGGGGGUAUGUGGCGGAGUAUUUAGUUUGA
Molecule: messenger RNA, 1197 nt
Organism: Pseudomassariella vexata
Lineage: Eukaryota; Fungi; Ascomycota; Sordariomycetes; Amphisphaeriales; Pseudomassariaceae
Product: pyridoxal phosphate-dependent transferase
Exons: 2
Coding region: 1-1197 (398 amino acids)
Biological process (GO): biosynthetic process
Molecular function (GO): pyridoxal phosphate binding
Source: RefSeq, a predicted model, not a curated record